AUGGUGGCAGUGGCUACUGGUACUAAUAUGUACAAGGGAUCCCAUCUAGUAAAAGGAAAAGUUCCUGCAAAGAUUCUUGAUGCGUCAACACUCAGCUUUGGUACUCGAGUCAGAUGGUUCGCCAUAUGCUUUGUUGCUGGCAUCGUGUGUUCUUUUCUUGGAACAGCAUUGCUAUGGCUCCCAAAUGGGAUCAAACUUUUUGCAGUGUUCUACACCCUGGGAAAUAUUGCUGCAUUGGCCAGUACAUGUUUCCUGAUGGGGCCCCUGAAGCAAUUGAAAGCGAUGUUUGAGCAAAAAAGAUUAAUAGCUACGAUUGUGAUGCUGCUUUGCCUAAUAUUGACUCUGUGUGCUGUAUUCUGGUGGAAAAAAAAAGGUUUGGCGAUGUUAUUCUGCAUAUUGCAGUUCUUGGCAAUGACCUGGUAUAGUCUAUCUUAUAUUCCUUUUGCAAGGGAUGCUGUGAUUAAAUGCUUCUCAUCCUGUCUAGGGUAAAUUAAGACCAGGAACCACUGUCUGCUUUAAAAGCCAACUGUUUUCCUCCUUAAACUGUGGUCAGAAAACUAUACUUUUCCACUCCUGAAAUACCCAGUAACAACUUAAUAUUUUCUUUGCCUUUUGCAUCUGGGAGAUUAAAUAAUUUUUACUAGAAACAGUUUUUAAAAUAAAUUUGAUCAGUUAUUUGUGUUUAUCCUGGAACAUCCAGGCUAUUUUGGUAACAAAGAAGUACAUUUAAAUACUACAUGCAGAGUAGUGUUAAAACUACCUUGCAUCCUGUAACUUUUUAUUCCUUGGCAGAGCGAAGUCACUGAGAUCUGGGUAGUAUGCACAAAGAUUUCAUUUACAGUUCUGCCUAAAAUUGGCAAUGUGCCACUCAUGUUUGUAUAUUAUCAAUUAUAUGCUUUUCCAAAGACAGAGCUUUAUAAACAUUGUAAAGAUUUGGUGGGUUGUAAGUAACUGCUCCUUUGAAAUGUCUAUACAUGUGCCUUAU
Molecule: messenger RNA, 985 nt
Organism: Acanthisitta chloris (rifleman)
Lineage: Eukaryota; Metazoa; Chordata; Aves; Passeriformes; Acanthisittidae
Gene: SFT2D1
Product: SFT2 domain containing 1
Exons: 8
Coding region: 1-489 (162 amino acids)
Biological process (GO): vesicle-mediated transport
Cellular component (GO): membrane
Source: RefSeq, a predicted model, not a curated record